Messenger RNA from Schizosaccharomyces cryophilus OY26, 2261 nucleotides. RefSeq names its product MBF transcription factor complex subunit Res2. Lineage: Eukaryota; Fungi; Ascomycota; Schizosaccharomycetes; Schizosaccharomycetales; Schizosaccharomycetaceae. The coding region runs from base 52 to 2007 and encodes 651 amino acids. Gene Ontology annotation, molecular function: transcription regulator activity; protein binding; DNA binding. The record is from RefSeq and is a predicted model, not a curated record. The transcript has 2 exons. Gene Ontology annotation, cellular component: MBF transcription complex; SBF transcription complex.
GCACGUACCUUACAAACGCGCUUUUCUAAUUUGUACGUAUUUAGUUUUCUGAUGGCGCCACGAUCAACGGCAGUACACAUUGCCGUUUACUCUGGAGUCGAGGUUUAUGAAUGUUUCAUUAAAGGAGUGUCGGUUAUGCGCAGGCGCGGAGACUCAUGGUUAAAUGCAACACAAAUACUUAAAGUUGCUGAUUUCGACAAACCGCAAAGGACACGUGUGUUAGAAAAAGAAGUUCAAAUUGGGACUCAUGAAAAAGUACAAGGUGGAUACGGGAAAUACCAAGGCACUUGGGUACCUUAUGAACGCGGAGUGGAUCUGGCCACUCAUUAUAAUGUUCUUGAAAUAAUGGGUCCAAUAUUAAACUUUGAGAUCACAGAAGAUGAUCCUCCUGCUCAGAAAAAGCGACCUACGAAACAGAAACGACCGUCCACCAGGGGUAGAAGAGGCCGUAAACCUGCUUCACUAUCAAAUGCUACCAAUCAUCAAGUUCAAGAUAGCUUUGAAUCCUCUCCUGCCUCACCACUCGCAGCUCCAACUACAAGUAACUUAUCGAGUACUGCGGAGGAACCGGCAUCAGUAACUCCUUUACCACCUUCUCCGUCAACUACGUUGUUGUCUCCAAAUGAAGUUAUUCAAAAGGAGGACGAAUCUAGCAUUUUAGAUACUCCAUUGGAUAAGUAUGAAGAGUCACUUUUAGAUUUCUUCUUGCAUCCCGAAGAAGCACGAAUUCCGUCAUUUUUAUAUUCUCCUCCUCCGGAUUUCCAAGUCAAUAGUGUAAUUGAUGAUGAUGGUCACACAUCUUUGCAUUGGGCGUGUUCUAUGGGACAUAUUGAGAUGAUCAAGUUGCUUCUAAGGGCUAAUGCUGACAUCGGUGUCUGUAAUCGAUUAAGCCAAACACCUUUAAUGAGAAGUGUUAUAUUUACAAAUAAUUACGACUGCCAGACUUUUCAGCAAGUUUUAGAUUUACUUCAAUCAACAAUCUAUGCUGUAGAUGCAUAUGGACAAUCAAUCCUUCACCAUGUUGUGCGUUCGACAUCUACGCCUUCAAAAGUUAAUGCUGCGAAGUAUUAUUUAGAUUCUGUUCUAGAAAAACUAGUUUUAAUCCAACCUUUUGAAAAUGUUGUUCGUCUGGUUAAUUUACAGGAUUCAAGUGGUGAUACUGCAUUACUGAUAGCAGCUAGAAAUGGAGCAACGGAGUGUGUCAAUUCUCUUUUGAGCUAUAAUGCCAAUCCUUCUAUUCCGAACCGACAGCGUCGGACUGCUUCUGAAUAUCUCAUGGAAACAGAUAAGAAAUCGCAAGCAAUAAUGCCCUCCUCUAAUGGUAACUCAUUACGAAACGGGUUUUCUUUCUCCUAUUUUUCACCGACAAUUAUAGUACCUUCUUGUUCUUCGCAUGCUUUCGGUAAGGCUAUACCUUCUAUUUCAGAAAAGUUUUCAGAGCUUGCUGAAGAAUAUGAAAUACGCCUUCGGGAAAAAGAAGAUGCUUUAGCACGAGCGAAUCGUUUGAAGCAAGACACUCAUAGCGAAAUCGCCCGAACUUAUCAGGAGCUUGCACAAUUGCAGAGGAAAGACCCUGAUAACUUGGUUACUUUAGAGCAGUUAAAUACGGAAGAACAAGAUAGGUGUCGAAGUAUGUCUUUAGAAUUACAAGCCUGGAUAGAACAAAGGCAAAUCUUUGAUCUGAAUGAGUCAAUUAGAAAAACAAGGGCUUCUAUGAACGAUUUGGAAGUUGGAUCUGACGUUGAAGAUAAGGCUUCUUGGGAUAAUAUUAAACAAAAAUAUGGAAGCAUAGACGAGCGUAGCACACUUUUGAACCGAUUAAGCUUAUUACAAACUUCAAGGAAAAAAAUGUCUUUGCAUAUAAGCAAGCAAUACGAAGAAAUGGGCAUUGAUGAUACAGUCAACAAUUACCGUCGGCUUAUUGCUAUGAGCUGUGGAAUAAAUCCAGAAGAGCUAAGUCUCGAAAUUUUAGACGCAGUCGAGGAAGCCUUGACUCGUGACAAGUGAUUGAAUUAUUUGGCAUCAUUUAUGUUCAUUUUACGUUUCAUGCUACUCUUAUGAUCAUCUCUAUUUAUGAAUUUCUUGAUGUUGCAUUUCUUAUUUAUGAUUAUUUUACCUUGAUUUUCGCAUCCGUUACUUACUGUUGACAUUCUUUUACGGUAUAGUUUGUGCAAACCUCUCAUAAUAUAGCUUCUAAUAUUGGUUUCAGAUAUAAUUUUCUCUCUGUCUAAUGUAUCUGCCUUUUACAUGAAUGAAUCCAC